Salvia splendens (bonfire salvia) is the source of this 528-nucleotide messenger RNA. Its product is annotated as non-specific lipid transfer protein GPI-anchored 1. The record is from RefSeq and is a predicted model, not a curated record. Bases 1 to 528 code for a protein of 175 amino acids. The transcript has 2 exons. Lineage: Eukaryota; Viridiplantae; Streptophyta; Magnoliopsida; Lamiales; Lamiaceae.
AUGGCGAUGAAAACGAGCGCUAAGUUGGCCGUCGCGAUCCUCUGCUUUGCGGUGGUGGCGGCCGGAGGAGCGGAAACGAUAGCUGAGAAAUGCGCAGCCGAGUUCCAGAAGGUGACGCAGUGCCUGUCGUUCGUGACGGCGAAGGCGAAGGCACCGAGUAAGGACUGCUGCAACUCGGUGACGGAGCUCAAGGACACAGAUCCGGCGUGCGUGUGCUACAUCAUAGAGCAGGUGCACAACGGAUCCAACCCCGCCAUCAAGAGCAUGGGCGUGCAGGAGUCGCUCCUGCUGCAGCUUCCCUCCGCUUGUAAGCUCGCUAAUGCCAGCAUCACUGAAUGCCCUAAGCUUCUAAACCUGCCUCCAAACUCCCCGGACGCGGCCAUCUUCACGAGCGCGACUGCGACACCAGUGGCAACACCGGGAACGUCGUCGCCAACACCCAAUAAGGGGGAUUGGCAGAAACCUCAAGUUGCAGGAUGCGUAACGGUGGCAACGGCGAUGUUCAUCUUGUGGGUGAGGCUUUUUUAA